AUGUGUGAUGGAACUUCCGUGUCAGCAACAACAGCAGAGACACCACGUGGACGCCGCACAAGUAAACCUGUCAUCCACUACACACCAGAGGAGUCCUAUGCUGUCACUGCUAGUAGUACUAAUGAAACCAUGACCAAGGUGGAGGACAAAGCAGUGUCUGCUAUCACUUUGCCAGAGGCUCCCAUUGCUGUCAUCAAGGCUAACCCAACUUUGACGAAGGCCCAGCGGGCCAUCAAGAACAUGUGCGAUGGAACUUCGGUGUUGGCAACAACCACAGAGACACCCAGGGGACGCCGCACAAGUAAACCUGUCAUCCACUAUACACCAGAGGAGUCCUCCACCAGCACAGCCAGUACCAGUAGUACUAACGAAACCAUCACCAUUACCUCGCCAGAGCCUCCGAGACACCCCGUGGACGCCGUGAGAGCAAACCUGUCAUCCAAUAUACACCAGAGACCCCCCGUCCCAGCAGCCGGACUCACAGCAACAAGAAAAGCCAACAACAAGCGCCCGCACGAACACGUGACCAGGAAGACCCUCUACGGCAGCAACGACAACCAUAGCAAGAAAGUCAAAGUUGCCAAAAAAGCAACCAGUCGCGAGUGGGUCUACAAAGAGAACCAGCACCGCAAGAGUUUUGACAAGGCCGUUCGGAUCAUUGAGACAUCCAUUGACCCGACCAAGGUCCACGCCGCCGCACACGAGUGGUUGGCCGCCAAGGGAGUCCCGUUCGACGAAAACACCAUUCUGGCGUGUGACAAGGCAUUGACGACUCAUCAUGCCAAUGGCGCUCUUGGCAUCUUCCUACUCAACUCCAUGACCAACUUGGGCGUGGGACGUCGCGAGUAUUGCAAGUUGUUGCUGGAUUGUGGCUUUGUGGGCAUGAUUUCUCGAUUCCUACAAGACACCGCCCCUGACGAUGAUGCCGCCAUGGAAUGUGGCUUGCGCUGUCUUUCCACCAUUCUGGCAAGUUCCCAGCAGGAGCAAGCCGGUGGCAAUCUCUCUGAUGUCACCAUGGCCAUUGAACCCGUCUUGGAUGCUAUGAGUGAUGAUUCGUACCACGCCAACAUUACAACCUUGGCGUGCUUGGCGUUGUACAACCUACUCGUGGCCGACCCGACGGCCUGCGCCCGUGCCUUGGUAGAACAACAUUGGCUCAAGACGGCCUUGGAUGCUCUCUCCUCGGCGCUGUCCCUGCAUCCAUCCAGCUUGAUCGUCGCCAGCUCGGCGCUGGCAGCAUUGUCGCACAUCACCAUGGCGUUGGACGAAGAUCGUUUGCGUAAGGUGAUUGCGGUGGAAACCAACCUUAUUGAUCUGGCCAGUUCGACACUCUUGCAGUUUGGUGGAAUGACCGUGGCCGAUUGCGUGGAACAACUGCGACAAGAGCAAUCAGAUGUGGACCACACGUAUGUCCAAGAGGAUCGGGAUUGCCUCCUCAACAAUGGAUUUCGAGCCUUGUACAACAUCUCUCUGGUCAGCCAUCAUGGUCGCAAGCAAAUCUUGGAAGGAAGCUUCCACGGUCUCUUGGAAAUUGCACUAAUGGAGAAGACAAACGUAAACGUUCAGGAAGUCUUUUUUGCCCUGGUCCAUGCAAACGCGAUCAACGACCCGGACUCGGUCAUCUUGGAAGGAAGGACCGAAGGAAUCCUCGACAUUACUCUGCGGGCUUUGGAACUACACAAACAAGUCCCACUGGUCGUCGAUUGGGCAUUGGAAGUACUGGCGACUUGCUUCUCGGCACAGGUGGCGGCACGUGCAAGUGAGGAUGACGGCCAGUUCUUUCAACCGGUGAUGGAUCUUUUGGACUUGUACAUGACCAAGCUAGUUGCGGCGAACGAACCGGAGGAGAAGGAAGCUUGUCUCAAUGUAGUUUGCGCCGCCUUGAAGGCAGUGGAGACCCAAAUCAGGGCCUGUCCUAGCAACGCGGGUUUCUUGCUCGUCCGUGGGGGCAUCUUCAAGAUUUUCAAGGCACUGAAGGUAUCAGCCACCCCACCAUUAUUCUCCGUGGUUGCUGAGGCGACCGCAGCCAGCGUGGAUGCGCAAGAGCAUGCAUGCAAUUUGAUCUUGUCGCUGCUCGAUGGCAAUCAUGCUCUGGCUUCGUUGUUGUUGAAUCGUGCGGACAUGAUGAAGCACAUGACCAAGAUUGCCAAUUGCAAUAACAAAGUUGUCCAGCAGAAGUCUGAAGCGGUUCUCAAGGCCUUGUUUGAGAUGGACGGCAAAGUCCUGUAUCAGAAGGUUCUAGAGGCACACCAUGACCUGCGCCUGUUGGACAUAGACUCAAACCGAGCCCUGCAGCUUUUGGAGGAAUUGAAACAGUCCACCUCUAGAGGCUGUCCCUAA
Messenger RNA from Seminavis robusta, 2340 nucleotides. NCBI's taxonomy places the organism in Eukaryota, Bacillariophyta, Bacillariophyceae, Naviculales, Naviculaceae. The record is from the annotation of a GenBank genome assembly.